GCAGAGACCAUGAGGUUUAUCUUUAUUGGCUUAAUUGCCCUCUGCAUGCUGAUGAAUGCAUUAACAGAUGCCCGGCCAGUACAGCAUAAAGACGACCCAUAUGAGGAACCUGCAGCCCUGCCAUAUUGGCCUUUCUGGUCCAGUGAUUUUUGGUCAUAUGUGGAGUAUUUCCGGACCCGGGGAGCAUACAACAGAAUCAACAAAAUGGCCAGAACCCUGUUUGCUCAAUACCCUUUUGGAAAUAACCUUGGUUAUGAUGUUCCCUACCAUGAGCACUAAUGAUUUUGCUCAUUUUACUAAAGCUAGUGCUGAGACCUUUAAAGGAAUUUACUGCUGCUAGUAAACAUGCCUGAAUUGCCCAUUCAGUCUAUCUUGUUUCAAUGUUUUUAAACAUAUUGUAUAGCAUUUCCAUGUUUGUAAAACGGCAGA
Molecule: messenger RNA, 429 nt
Organism: Gopherus evgoodei (Goodes thornscrub tortoise)
Lineage: Eukaryota; Metazoa; Chordata; Testudines; Testudinidae
Gene: OTOS
Product: otospiralin
Exons: 3
Coding region: 10-279 (89 amino acids)
Biological process (GO): sensory perception of sound
Source: RefSeq, a predicted model, not a curated record